Molecule: messenger RNA, 2101 nt
Organism: Alexandromys fortis (reed vole)
Lineage: Eukaryota; Metazoa; Chordata; Mammalia; Rodentia; Cricetidae
Gene: Ebi3
Product: Epstein-Barr virus induced 3
Exons: 5
Coding region: 959-1627 (222 amino acids)
Cellular component (GO): membrane
Molecular function (GO): cytokine receptor activity; protein binding
Source: RefSeq, a predicted model, not a curated record
UCAUCUUGGUGGGUUUUAAUUUUAUUUUGUUUUGCUUUGUUUUGUUGUUGAGGUAGUGGUGGUGGUGGUGUGUGUGUCUGUAUCUGUGUGAAUUGAAUUCAGAACCCUAUGCCCUAAUCUUUUUUCAUUUUAAGGUGGAGGUCUCCCUGUGUACCUUAGGCUAGAGUUAAAAUCACAGAUAUCCCCCUGUCUCAGCUCCCCACGAGCUGGGAAUGAUGGGUGGCAACAGUCAUGCCUUAAUUUCCAUUUUUCUUCAUCACUUUCCAGCAAGGCCCCUGCUCCUGUUUCUCCCCAUUUCUGGGCAAAUCCCCUGAAUCCCCCAGAGACUCUGGGUUCUCUUGGUGCUGAAGAUGGGGGUGUGGCCUGGAAUUCCCGGGGACACCAGCUUGUCCUGGGGGUUUCCUUGGGUGUCCUGAACACUUCAGAAUGUUCCUGGGGCUAGGGACUACCUGGGGGUAGCAGCUGCUCCCUAUUGUCUGGGACCUGACACAGUUUUGGGAAGAUGUAGCUGGUAAGAGGGCCACCACCCUGCACUGGGACCAAUCUCUGGGCCAGUGUCCCCUGUCUCUUUCGGUCCCUCUUUCUCUGCCUCUCUCCUUGCCUCUUAGUCUCUGUUUCUCUGUGUUUCUCCCGCUCCCCUCCGCUACCAGCACAUACGCAUCUGCCCUCUCCCUCACCCACCUUCCCCGGGCUUCCCCAUCAGCAGGAAGUAAGGCCACCCAGUGACUUCUCCCUUUUGGGGCCCUCUCCCUGCCCCCACCUCAAGGCCUUUCACACUCACACUUGGGGCAGUUGGUGACAGAAUCUGGACUGUCACCAUCACCGCAGUGUCCUGCUCCGCUCCACACACUGGGCGACUGAGCUGCGCUGGGCAGAUCCUCACCAGGACAAGGCUUCCAGGACAGGAACGAUCCUUUGUCCCUUCCCCGGCGACUCUGGAGAAUAGAACCACACAGGCAUGUCCCGGCGGCUCCUCCUGUCACUUGCCCUCUGGGCUAGCUGCUCCCCUGGCAGUGCAGGGACAGCUGCUCUGAGCCAGCCCAUGGUGCGAUGCCACGCCUCUCGGUACCCUGUGGCCGUGGACUGUUCCUGGACGCCGUUGCGGGCUCCCAACUCCACCAGACCCACGUCCUUCAUCGCCACUUACAGGCUCGGUGUGGCCACCCAGCAGCAAAGCCAGCCCUGCCUACAGUCCACCCCCGAGGCUACGUGCUGCACCAUCCCCCACGUGCACCUGUUCUCCACGGUGCCCUACGUGUUAAAUGUCACUGCGCUUCAUCCCAGCGGUGCCAGCAGCAGCCUUCUGGCCUUCGUGGCUGAGCGGAUCAUUAAGCCCGACCCCCCGGAAGGCGUGCGUCUGCGCCAAGCGGGGCAGCUGCUGCAGGUGCUCUGGCAUCCCCCUGCCUCCUGGCCCUUCCCGAACAUCUUCUCUCUCAAGUACCGCAUCCGCUACCGGCGCCACGGCGCCUCUCACUUCCGCCAGGUGGGACCCAUUGAAGCCACGACCUUCACCUUCAGGGCCGCGAAGUCCCACGCCAAGUACUGUGUCCAGGUGUCAGCCCAGGAUCUCACGGACUAUGGGAAACCAAGUGACUGGAGCCUCCCUGGGCAAGCAGAGAGUCCUUGAAGAGGGACUAGGUCUUUGAUAGCAGACCCUAAUGUCGUCUACUUCAAAGUGUCUGGGUUCAAGUACUGACUUUGCACGUGCCGAGAUCCUCGGCGCGUUGACUUGACCUCUCCGGACAUCAAUUUCCAAAUCUGUGGGAAUGUUAUUCCUCCUUCCAUCAGUUCUGUACUUUGUAAACUGUAAAUGUGAUUUGAUUAGAUAUUUUGAUUAAAUAAGAAUUAUUAGCCUGGCAAUAGUGGCGCACGCCUUUAAUCCAAGCACUUGGAAGGCAGAGGCAGGUGGAUCAAUAUGAGUUCGAGGCCAAUCUGGUCUAUAGAGCAAGUUCCGGACAGCCAGGGCUACACAGAGAAACCCUGUCUCGAAAAACCCCAAAACGAAACAAAAUUAUUAUUAUUAUUAUUAUUAUUAUUAUUAUUAUUAGGAAUGGAGGAGUUCAAGACAGGACUUCUUCGUGUAGCCUCCCGAGGGCUGAGG